Molecule: messenger RNA, 1335 nt
Organism: Mycena indigotica
Lineage: Eukaryota; Fungi; Basidiomycota; Agaricomycetes; Agaricales; Mycenaceae
Product: DUF155 domain-containing protein
Exons: 13
Coding region: 16-1335 (439 amino acids)
Source: RefSeq, a predicted model, not a curated record
CACAUUGACGGCGCAAUGGCUGAACCCACCAAAGCCAGGGGAGCAAACCGGUCCUCGAAGGCGGCCGGGAAGCUCAAAGUUCUUCCCGAGCAACCCCCUGACCUUGAAGAUAUUCCCAAACGAAUCCUUAUUGUUAAACCUCCACUGGCAUCCCGUUCAACCGACGCAGAAGAGAGUACUGGGACGGCGGGCGACUCCGACGAUGCUGACUUGGAAGAUGAUGAUGAGCCAGAGGUGUACAAUCAACUUUCACUCAUACCAGAUGGAACCGCAAAGCGAGACGCGCUCAAACUUACUAAGAAGAAAGCAAAGUCUCUUCCGCGAGUUACAGCCUACGCAACAGCAAGUUCUUAUCGAAUGAGACCGCUCCUCGAGUUUCUACACGCACGCAAGUCCGCAUAUCAUACCAAUGCAAAAAUAAUCGACGAGUGCAUCUACACCCCCUACGUUUUCAAACCCAGCUCCAACUCGCCCAACAAACCCUCAAGGUCAAGAGACACUACUGGCGAUCUCCUUGGUAUCCCGGAACUCCGUCAUGACCAUGAAAACAUCCAAGAACCUGCCAAGAAGCGCAGCAAAUUCGAUGCUACCAACGUUGACGAAGCGGAAAUAUUCCUGUUCGAGUACGGUACUGUGGUUAUUUGGGGGAUGACUGAGCCACAGGAGCGACGGUUCUUAUCAUCCAUCAAGCGUUUCGAAAUCGAAAAGCUCGCGCCAGAUGAAGUUGAAAUGGAGGAUCUCAACUUUUACUAUGCCAACUACAGCAGGAUUUACAACGACGUAAUAACGCUGCGCAAAGGCUCAGGCUAUAUGACAAAAUUAUCGCUGUCUCACGCAAUCUCCCAAUCCGUGAAGAUCUCUCUGUUCGAGGAACUAAUAUCUUCGACCAUUGAAGAGACCAAGGACAUCCCAGAAGUCAUCGCGACAACGGGUAAAGUCGGAAUGCCUCAUAAAGAAAUUAUGCAAAAAAUUGGGCAGCUAUUUCUGUUACGCACCAACAUCAAUACCGUCGGUUCUGUGCUGGACUCUCCGGUCAGCAUCACUCGAAGUGUUUUGGGUGCGACUUUCUCGAUCUCUUGUCUGUUCCUCAUCACCGUUUGGCAGAGCUUUCCUGAUCUACAGCCGCUGUAUGACGCUGCGAGAAGUUAUUUGGAGAUACCCCAGCGAAUCAACCUCCUGAAUACCCGUGUCGAAGUCUUGCAAGAUCUACUCCAGCUUCUCAAGGAGUCUGUUUCUAGCAAGCAUGCAGAGCGCCUUGAGCAGAUCGUCAUUGCACUUAUUGGCAUCGAGAUUCUUCUCGGCAUUGUUACUAUUCUCGUGGAUCUCAUGGCGUGA